AUGGCCGAUGCGGCUGGCGGCAACGGCUCCCAACCGCCACCACAUGGCUCCACCCCCGGCGCAUCCGGAGCGGGUCCAUCCACCUCGGCAGCGGCUGCUGCGCCGGCGCAGCCUACACCCGCGUCGAUCCCCGGCUUCAUGGCCGCCGCUCUUGGCGCAGGCUCAGGGGUCAGAACGGCGCAUCUCCAAGCCAUGGCUAGCCGAGACAUCAAGCUGCCGCCGGUGCCGCCCUCGUUGCUGGCUGAUGUGCAGAGCUUGAUCCCCAAGUUGAAGGCGCAGCUGCUGACCCCGGAGACUAUGGCGGAGAUGAAGCGGUACCAGGCAGAGGUCAGCAAGCUGGAUGUCAAGGACCCGCUGUUUUUUGAGAAGGCGCAAAAGAUCCCCAAGCCCAACCUGGGGCACAGCUUGAUGCCAACAAACUUGAUCUCACCUGAGCUGGCGGAAAAGCUCAAGCAAUGGCGGAACUCGCUUCCUUCCACGGGCGACCUGCCGAGCCAGCAGAAGGCGCAGGUCUGCUACUGCUCCCAGUGCCAGGCGCGGGCGGAGCGGGAGGGCUUGCGCCGCAUCGUCGUCUCGCCUUCGGAGUUCGAGCGGCACUCGGGCACGGGGCACAGCAAGAAGUGGAAGUACACGAUUCGUACCGCAGACAACACGCAGACCAUCGGCGCCUGGCUGGCUUCCCAGAAGCUGGACGGCAGGCGCAGGGCUGGGCGCAGCCCCUUUGCCGCCAAGCAGCGCAAGGCAGAGGCAGAGGCGGCGGAGGCGGAGGCGAGCCGGCUGGUGGGGCGGACGCGCAACAAGCGCAAGCCUGGGCAGGGCGCGCGGGGCGUGCUGGCGGGCGGCUUGGAGGAGGGCGAGGAUGGGCCUUACGGCGAGGAUGAGGAUGAGGAUGAGGAUGAGGAGAUGGAGGAUGCAGAGGCGGAGCGGUCGAGCGGCGGCGCGGGGGCUGCCGCGCCCGCGGUCUCGCCGCCCGCGCCAAGGAGCGCUCCCGCCCGCGGCCCCGGCGCCGGCCGCCAGCCCGCGGCGGCCGGCGGGCAGCAGGAGGAGGGGCAGGGGCAGCCUCCUGCCAAGAAGCGGCGCGUGCUGCGCUGGAUCAGGCGCUCCACCGCCAGUCCUGAGAAAGACGAGGAGGAGGAGGCGGCGGCGGCAGAGGAGGAGCAGGAAGAGGAGGGGCGCAGCCGGUCGCUGGCAGGGCUGCAGGGCCGGGGCGUCAAAGUGGAGGAGCAGGAGUCGGAGGAGGAGGAGGAGGUGGAGUUGGCGGGGCUGCCGCUGCUGCUGCCCAUGCAGCGCGCGGCGCGGGCGGCCGAGGCGGCCGCGGCGCGCCUGGCGGCCGCCGCGGCGGCGGGCUCUGCCGUCGGGCCGCGCAUGCUGAGCCUGCCGCCGGGUGGGCGCACCGAUCCCCGCGGUGGCGGCGGCGGCUGGGAGGCGGCUGGGCUGCGCAGCCCCAGCGGCAAGCCGUGGCUGCAGGUGGACCACAGCCACGCUGCGCACGAGGAGGAGGACGACCACGAGGGCACGGAUGUGCGGCUGGGACCGCAGUACCAGGCGGUACCACCCGAGUACCGCGGCCCGCCGCCCGCCCUGGGGCCCAGCGCAGAGGCACAGGAGCCGCUGGCGGCGCUGCCGGGCCCUCCCGAGGCGGAGGCACUCGCCCUGGCUGCUGGCUUUGAGAAGGACCAAGCGCAGGCGCUGCCGCGGGACGCCACCGCCGACUUGCGGACCACGUUCGGGCGACGGGUCACGGGGCGGCAGCAGCGCCAGCGCAAGCAGUCGCGCUGGCUGCAGGAGACUUUUGACCCCAACGCAGGCGAGUGUGACACCCAGUUGCUGGGGGGCAAGGCCCUGGUGGAGCGCCAGUUUGGCGAGGAUGAUGCCAGAGAUCGCUUCAUGCUGGGACGCCGCUCCUCCGCCCAGUUGGCGGGCGGAGGCAUGGUGGGCGGCGCGCGCCUGGCGGCCGAGCUGGAGGCGGCGGUGGCCACCGGCGCUGCGCGGGACGCCUCCACUUGGUUUGUGGAGCGCUACUCUGAUGGCAGCCUAGGGCUGGAGGUGCGGGUGGCCCUGGGAGGCGUCACCUUUGCCGGCAGCUUGGUGCCCGUGGCGGGCGGGGUGGUGCCUCGCCGCGGCACCGCCGCCGCCGCCGCGCCGCUGUCGUCUGGCGGCGGCGGCCGGGGCGAGGCUGGCUACCCGUCUGGGCUGGGCGAGGGCGGCCUGCUGCCUGCUGCCAGCGGCGCGAGCUCCGAGAACCGGCAGGACACGCCGGCGGCCACAGGGGCGCUGUCGCUGGCGGCCGGCGGCACGGUACCGGCGGCGCACCGCGGUACCGGCGGUACCACCGCCGCCGGCCUGGCGGCCGCCCAGUCCUCCCACCAGCUGCACCAGGAGGGCGAGUCGCGGCCAGCGGCAGAGGCGGACGGGCGCCGCGCGGCGGCGGAGCUGCGGUUCCAGCGCUUGGAGGUGGAGGGGGCGCCUGCGGGCACGAAAUGCGCGCUGUGCCGAGGCGACGAGACGGACGACAUCCCUGAGGCUCACCGCGGGCUGGGAGGGCGCAGCCAGGUCGGUCUGGGCCCCAUGAUACUCGCGCGUACCACUGCCGUGGCUCACGCUUGGCUGCAUGACCAGUGCGCCCGCUGGAGCCCCGAAGUCUAUGACCCCGAGGGCAAUAACCGGCUGGAGGGGAUGCGGGACGCGGUGCGCCGCGGCCGCAUGCUGCGCUGCAAGUACUGCGGAGAGAAGGGCGCCACCCUGGGUUGCUUCAAGCGCACCUGCCGCGCCUCCUACCACCUGGCCUGCGCCCGCAAGUACAACUGCCUGCUGCAGGUGGAGCCCUACCUGGUGGCCUGCCCCGAGCAUGUGGACCACCUGCCCGCACCCUUCAACGUCCACCGCCCGCCGCGAGGCAAGCGCCCCCACGCCGGCUGCGGCGGCACCGGGCGUGGGCGCGGCCGCGGCGGUCGCGGCCGCGGCGGCCGCCACGGCGGCGGCGGCGCGGCGGGGAGCGACAGCGAGGACGGCGGCGGCGAGAACGAGUCUGCGGACGACGAGGAUGAGGAGCUGGAGAUCAUGGCGGUGGCGACUGAGGCGGAUGGUGGCAGGGGCAGCCAGGCGGCCGCGUCCCAUGCAGCCCUGGAGGGCCGGCAGCGCCAGGGCCGGCACCGGCUGGCGGAGGAAGGGGCUACGGGGGGCACCCAGGAGCUGCUGGCGCAGCUGAGCGCCUUUGCCAGCCGGCUGGACGAGCACCAGCAGCAGCUGCAGCCCGCCGCGGCCGGCGCCGCCGCCGCGCUGCCCGUGCCCGCCAGGGUGGUGCAGGCGCCGCCGGCAGACGGCUUCCCGCUGCCCGCCAGCGCGCUGGGCGGCGGCGGCGGCGGCACGCCGUGGAGCCGGGAGCGGAUCGUGGAGGCGGCGCUGCUGCGCGCUGAGCUGGCGGCUGAGCAGGCGCAGCGCACGCCGCUGCUGGUGGUCAACCUGGAGGGAGGCCACUUCCGCUUCCGCUGCUUCCACUCGGCGGAGGCGGUGACUCCCGCGGUGCAGGCGGACGCUGAUGCCAUCCUGGUGCUGCAAGGCUCGCUGGUGCCGGCGGCAGCGGGCUGGCCACGCACCCACGCCUUCCCAGAGCUGCCCCCCCCCCGCCAGGUGUCUGCCUUCACCGCGCUGCUGCUGCGGGAGCAGUGGGAGCAGCUGUCGCCCGAGGAGCGGCGACACAGCAAGCAGCUGCACGACCUGCUGCUUCAGGCGCAGGCCAGCGAGCAAGGGGCGGAGCUGCCCAGCCAGCCUGCUCAGGCAGGCGGCGGACCUGCGGCCGCCAGACCGGUGGCAGUGGCAGCUUCAGCGGCGGCGGAGGCGCAGCAGCAGCAGGCGCUGGCAGGAGGGGCGGGCGGCCAGGUGGCCUCGCUGGUGGGUCUCCUCACCGAGGCUAGCCGCCUGCAGCAGCAGCAGCAGCAGCGGGGGAUGCCGUAG
This is a messenger RNA of Chlorella variabilis, 3954 nucleotides long. RefSeq lists its product as hypothetical. NCBI's taxonomy places the organism in Eukaryota, Viridiplantae, Chlorophyta, Trebouxiophyceae, Chlorellales, Chlorellaceae. The transcript is spliced from 27 exons. The coding region runs from base 1 to 3954 and encodes 1317 amino acids. The record is from RefSeq and is a predicted model, not a curated record. Gene Ontology annotation, cellular component: nucleus. Gene Ontology annotation, biological process: regulation of transcription by RNA polymerase II.